AUGGGCGAGAUAUCAGCCGAACCGAUGCGUCCAGCAUCAUCCUUCCACCCGGUGGACAUCGCCCCGACCCGUUCGUCAUACACAUCGCCCCAACCCCCGAAGAAAGCCAAGUCCAUCACCCUGGACUGCACCCUGCGCGACCUAUACACCCUAGACGACGACACAUCGUCCGAACCCGUGAUCCUCGCCUACGACCACCCCUGCAAAUUCCCUCGCGAUCAAUCCACGGACACGGGGCCCGGGCGAUUCCUCUACUCGGCCAACUUCCCCGGCAUCAGCGCGGAGGAAGAAACCCCAAACCUGUACAAGCGCGGCGUGGCGCAGCGCUAUUCCUUCGUGGCUGGCCGCUCCCCGGUCAUCAUGAUCGAUCUGAGCGGUGACGGAGGCGAAGACCUAGCCGCUAUCCUCUCCACGUCAACCAGGGACGCAUACCGGGUGUACGAGCAACUGUGUCCCGAUCAACGGCCCGACGUGAAGUUCGUGAAAAGCCUCCAGGACGUCCAGGGCGGAACGGCCCUCCGCACGGCCCUCAUCAUCCCCCAGGACCAUCUGCGCGAGCUGCCCCAGAUUCUGGAUCCGGAUGAUCACUACGAGAUCCUCUCGAAGCGCUGGCUCGCUGUUUGCGGUCUACCGACACCACCGUCCACAGUUGUGGAUCCCCGACCGGUGGAAUCCUGGGGCGCUGGUCAGCAGCAACAUGCCGAUGGGACCGACGCGGAGAUCAAGCGCAUGCUGCGGCACGUCGAGGAGCGUGCGCUGCCGUUCGUGGUCAAGGUUUCCAUCGCGACGUCCGGUAGGGGCACGUACGUCGUGCGCAGCGAGUCGGAUCGCCAGAGUGCGUUGGACGAGCUGGACCAGGUUCUCGAUGAGACCCUCCACAAGCUCCACGAUAGCAAUCAGAGCCUGUACCCCGCCAGCCUUGUCAUCCAGGAACUAAUCCCCGGGGAGGCCUGUGGUGUGACGUUCUUUGUGACCAAAAAGGGCCGCGUCGUCUACCUGGCGGCCUCGCGGCAGCGGUUCGACGACGAGGGACACUGGAAGGGCGGAUGCGUCUCGUAUCUCGCGCAGCCGGCAUACAAGAAGCGGUACUGGAAUACUAUCGAGACGCUGGCGAAGAAGCUCCACAGCAAGGGCUACUACGGUCCCGCUGGGGCGGAUAUCAUGACGGAUGAAACCGGGACGCAGAUGAUCGUGGAUGUCAAUCCUCGUGUGACCGGCUCGUACCAUUUGGGGUUUCUGAAGGGCCAUUUUAUCAGACGGGGGAUGUUUGAGGCGGCGGUGCUUUCCCAUCUGAUGAUGCGGUGCACGCGGGAUAUGUUCGAGGCGCAGUUCGCGUCGGAGAUUGCGGAUGGCCGGUUGAUCAUCAAUGCGUGGGUGCAUGAUUCCAGUGGGGAGUCCAGCUAUGGUGCUGUUACGGUGGGAGGAGAGGACAGUGUCAGGUUGGGCCGGUUGGUGAAGGCGAUUGAGACAUUUGUUGAGACAGGGGAGUGUGCUGUCAGCGCUGAAUUAUAA
This is a messenger RNA of Aspergillus heteromorphus CBS 117.55, 1512 nucleotides long. RefSeq names its product putative solid-state culture specific protein. The transcript has a single exon. Gene Ontology annotation, molecular function: ATP binding; metal ion binding. The record is from RefSeq and is a predicted model, not a curated record. NCBI's taxonomy places the organism in Eukaryota, Fungi, Ascomycota, Eurotiomycetes, Eurotiales, Aspergillaceae. Bases 1 to 1512 code for a protein of 503 amino acids.